Molecule: messenger RNA, 4136 nt
Organism: Paralichthys olivaceus (Japanese flounder)
Lineage: Eukaryota; Metazoa; Chordata; Actinopteri; Pleuronectiformes; Paralichthyidae
Source: RefSeq, a predicted model, not a curated record
UGGACGAGUUCUGUGCCGCCUUUCACCUGGUGGUGGCCAGGAAGAAUGGCUAUGACCUCCCCGAGAAGCUGCCCGAGAGCCUGAUGCCAAAGCUGAUUGACCUGGAUGACUCAGCAGAGGUCCCAGAGACGGCUGCUGAUGUGGGAUACUCGGACUCUCCGGUGGAGGUCCCCCCCAACAAGUCUCCCUCCAUGCCCUCACUCAACCAGGCCUGGCCAGAGAUGAACCAGAGCAAUGAGCAGUGGGAGACGUUUAGCGAGCGCUCCUCCAGCUCACAAACUCUGACCCAAUUUGACUCUAACAUUGCACCAGCUGACCCUGACACAGCCAUCGUUCACCCGGUUCCCAUCCGGAUGACGCCCAGUAAGAUCCACAUGCAGGAGAUGGAGCUGAAGAGAACUGGCAGUGAUAACAAUCACCCGACAAGUCCUCUGCUCACCAAACCUCCAGAACUGUCAGAAGAAACCAAUCUACCUGCCUCCAUGAAGUUUGUAGCCGCCAACACUGUAGGUGAUGGGUACAGCAGUUCAGACUCCUUCACGUCAGACCAGGAGCCAAUCACAAGACAAAGGUCUCAGUCGGGUACGUCUCCAGAGGCUCUGAAGGUGGUAGCCCCUCCUCCCCCUCCACCUCGGCCUCACCCCUCCCACUCUCGCUCCUCGUCUCUGGACAUGAAUCGCACCUUCGCCGCCGCGUCGGCCACGGGCCAGCAGCAACCCUCUACGAUAGCUUACCCGCCUGCUGUGCCUCCUCGACCGCUGCCUACACAGUCAUCAUUACCACAUACUGGGCAUCGUGUGGAGGCAGAGGCUGUACCAGGAGGUGGCGCAGGGCUCACCACCACCUCGCCCCAGCAGAUGCCUCAACAGCCCAAUUUCGCAGACUUCAGUCAGUUCCAGGCCUUCGCUGCCUCCGAGCAGCCUUCCAGCCUGCCGGAGGUCGACAAACACAGCGAGGCCGGACAGGUGGAAAAGGCUCCAGAGGGAGCUGGUCCUUUAAGAACAGUGAAGAGUGACGGUCAAGCAGAUGAGAGAACUUCAGCUACUGUCAACUCUACCAAAGGGUCAUCCGGUCCCCUAGCUCCGCCUCCCAAACCCGUGCGUCGGAGGUUGAAAUCCGAAGACGAGCUAAGACCAGAGGACGAGCAGCCCGGUCCGCAGAAAUCGAACGUCAUAGCCGCUGUGCUCUCCACUCAGCCCUCCAUCCCCAGGUCAGUAGGAAAAGACAAAAAAUCCAUUCAAGCUUCAAUCAGAAGAAACAAGGAGACGAACACAGUUCUGGCGCGACUCAACAGUGAACUGCAGCAACAGUUGAAGGACCUGCUCGAGGAGAGGAUAUCUCUGGAAGUGCAGCUCGAGCAGCUCAGACCUUUCUCUCAUCUUUAGAAGAAAACCUGUGGUUCAUCUGAAGCAAAGCUGUGGACCUCGGUGUGAAUCCCUCCCUCCCUCCCUCCUUCCAUCAUCCCGGCUUUCCCCUGAGGCUCCGACCUGCCGCAGGGUCCUCCGUUAAAACUCUCUCACUCAUCAAUCAUCAACCCGAAGGACCGGAGAGCACAGUCUUAACAGGGCGGGACGAGGCGACAGGGAGCGCACAGGGGUUUUUACAAACUGGCACUUUUCAAUCUUCUCUGAAGAGAGGCGAAGGUGAGGACGGCGGUGAACCGAGAAACGGUUUCGGAGAAGCGGACGAGACGCUGCGAAUGCUGGCGUCUAAUUACUUAACUCUCUGAAUGACUGAAGAAGAAAGGCGGAGUGAGCGUGUGUGUGUGUGUGUGCCGCGUGUCCGUGCGACUGUUUGUGUUUUUGUGUUCCUGUUUAGUGACUUGAGGCUAGCAUCAGUAUGUGCGUUCUCUGUUGAGGUUCAGCCACGCCGUAUUAACUACCUGGCAUAUUUAAAGAAAAGACCCGAGAUGAUUAUCAAUCUUAAGUAAAAAUAGUACAUUUUGCAGAGUUUGCAAGUGUUGAACAAAUUCUUUCAUUGUCGUCUUUUGCUUGUUGGCUCAAGUUUUUAUUCCGGUUGCCACGAAUGAGGACGUUAAACUACCGGGGAAAAACAGGACCUCAGCUCCAAAUAUCAUCAAAGAUAGUUUGUUCCGGGGCGACAGCAGCCUUUGUCGCUGGCGCUCCGAAUAUUUCAAAAAAGGAAUAAUUAAACAUAGAUCUCAGAAACAUCCAACAGGAAGCUUCCUCUGCCAGUAAACAUGAGAAACUGGAGUUUGGUGUAGUUGGAUUCCACCAUAAAACAUACUACGCUACCUCUGGACACGACUGUGUGUGUGUGUGUGUGUGUGUGUUUUUGAUUUGCAUUUAAUGGCUAAAUCAUGGUGAAGGCUUGUUUGACUCAUCCUGUGACAUGAAUUCAGCCCUCACCCCUCCUCUUACUGCCCUCCGACAUCUGUGUGUGUGUGUUCGGUGACGAUCUGAGAUAACGAACGAAUGCUUCGUCUGUUGUUUCCUCCACGUUACAGUGUUUUGGGUUCGAUGUGACUGAAUGAUUUAACUUUAAUGCCAAAUGACUGAACUAUCACUGCUCUCUACUUCUACUCGGACUGUUUAAAAAAAAAAAAAAAAUAGAUAUUAAAAAGAACCGCAGCUUUCUCUCCCUUCCUUUUCCGUAACGUAGCCGUGGCUCAACAUUUCAAACGCUUCAGACCUCGUCUUCUCGAUUCCCGAGGUUGUCUCCGGUCUUUUAAGAACAGACGUUCACAUGAAGGGUUUGAAGACUUUUCUCUUUUCCAGCUGCUCCACUGCAGGAGGCGGCGUUUAUGAAGAAUCGUGUUGCUGAUGGAGAAGAAGUUUUUCCUGUGAUUGUUUUAUUUUAUUUUCCUCGGCAGACACGUGUGCACAGAUCCAAACAAGUGGUGCAGAUAGAGCUGUUUUCCAACCGGGCGGUCGGCACUAUGCAAGAACGGGCGAUUCAUCUCCACAGACCAACUCUACUUAGCUGUUUGACUAUGAUAGUAGCAACUGUGUGAACAGUACACUGAUUUUUUUGUAUCAUAGAUCUUCCAGAAACAACAUCUACUGUAUGUUUCAUUUUGCCUUUUCUUUUUUUUUGACGAGCAGUCCACUUCCCACUCCUGCUCCCAGCUCCAGAGAGAAAUGAACUCCAGAUCAGUGUUUUAUUAUCGGGGGCGAUUUUCACCUGAAAGCUGCAAAGUGAAGCUCAACAGACGGAGACCAGUCGACAGAACGGGACACCUGAACGACCUGACAGCACUUUGAACCUAACUCCCCUUACUUCUGUUGUUCUUUUAUUUUGUUACGUCCCUCCUCUUUCUUUCUUUUAACCUGCAUGUUGUCGUUUCUUUUUUUGUUUUUCACGUGUAUUUAAAAAAAAAAAGAUGCUUUAAGAUGAGAAAAAAAACUGAACCACUCGAGUUUUAUUUCUUCACUACAACCUGGAAAUUGUAAGGUUUUUUUUGUGCCAGUAUCCUGAAUUAUCCCGUCUUGUGUGGUUAAUCUUUUUUCUUUUCUUUUUUUUAAUGAUUAUUAUUAUAAAUGUUUCGUCCCUGGAGCUUUAUGUGUGUUGGUGAAGAAUCUGUCUUCUUCUAAGGCCUUACUCCCCCUCGACUGGCGUUCAGGUUUCCACGGCGGCUGACUGAACUCCCUCUUCCUUGUCGUAUCAAGGCUCGCCUUCUUUUUUCUGCUGUUGAGGACGAUGAUGUACUUGGUGUGUGUGUGUGUGUGUGUGUGUGUGUGUGUGUGUGUGUGUGUUAUAUUUUUUUCCAGGCCUGGAACUAAUACCAUUUAAAACCCUGUUAAACACCUUCAUGUGGGAUCGAUUUAUGUUUGCAAGCACAACAGCUCCCUCCUCAUCCCUUGAACCCAAAAGGCAAUCCAGGCAGGCAGGAGCAAUCGAUAAAAGUCUUUGGUGGGAUUUUGAAUGCUAUUUGCUCCCAGAUCUGUGUUGUAUAUUGUAUAUGAUACACACUUUUUUGGACUCAUGUAAAUUUGCAUUAAUUGCUGACUAACAGCGAAAGAAUAUUCUAUUUAAUUCCUUCUCUCUUGGCUGUGGGAUCCUAGAUGUUUAACUGCAUGGAUGUACUGUAUCUCUGCAGAGUCAACUAGCAGCUGUGUGAUUUUUACACAAAAAUAAAAACGGCACAAUAUUUUAAACUCUGCCCCCUGCACAGA